This is a messenger RNA of Symbiodinium sp. CCMP2456, 612 nucleotides long. The record is from the annotation of a GenBank genome assembly. Lineage: Eukaryota; Dinophyceae; Suessiales; Symbiodiniaceae.
AUGGCUAUGACACCUGAGUAUGACUACUUGUUCAAGUUGCUCUUGAUUGGUGAUUCGGGUGUUGGCAAAUCUUGCCUGCUACUGCGUUUUGCAGACGACACCUACACAGAGAGUUACAUUAGUACGAUCGGCGUGGACUUCAAGAUUCGCACCCUCGAUUUGGAGGGCAAGACAGUAAAGUUGCAGAUCUGGGAUACGGCCGGGCAGGAGCGCUUUCGGACGAUCACGAGCAGCUACUACAGGGGUGCUCAUGGCAUCAUCGUGGUUUAUGAUGUCACCGACAAGGAGUCUUUCAACAAUGUCAAGCAUUGGAUGCAGGAAAUUGACAAAUACGCGGCCGAUGGUGUGAACAAGCUGUUGGUUGGCAACAAGUGUGAUCUUUCGUCGAAGAAGGUGGUCUCUUAUGAUGAAGCGAAAGAGCUUGCAGAUUCCCUCGGGGUUCAGUUUAUGGAGACCAGUGCAAAAAACGCGCACAAUGUGGAGCAGGCUUUUCAAAGCAUGGCCGGCGAGAUCAAGAGUCGUGUUGCAUCCCAGCCUCAACCCGCACGCGGAAGUGGGGGCACAACUUUGGGCCCUGGUACGAGGGUCAACAGCGGUGGAUGUUGCAAGUGA